GAUCUCGCCCGUUUUGUGAAAUGUACUAAAAUCCACCCUUAUAGCGGCUCAGCUCAGUUGGCUAAGAGAGCUGCCGUUGAGCAGUUCAGUAAACGCGAAAAACACGUUAGUCGAGUUUUAUCAGUUAAAUGUGAAAUUUGCAUGUUAUUUAAUAUGUAAAAAAUAUAUUAAAAGUUUGAGUGAUUUUGAAAGCAUUACGAGCAAUUGCUUAAUCAAAAAAAAAUAUCAAAACCAAUAAAAAAUUGCAAACAAAGUGAUAGAAAAAUAUUGAAAAUUUUAAUAAAAAAAGGGUUAAUAAAAAUUUGCAGUGUGUUGCUUUUUACUAAAAAGUUAUAAAUGAAAAUGAAAUGCAAAAUAUUUUUGCUCAAAUAUAAAUAUAAAAUUGUGUCAAGCCCUUAAGGCAAAUUAAAAAACAAUAAAAUUUAUUUGCUGAAAGCAACGAUUAAACAAUUUUAAUUUAAAAAAAGGCUCAUAAUAAUAUAAGUGUAAAAUAUCUGAAUGUCAAACUAAAGUCAGUCACUCUGAUAAAAGCAAAAACAAUAACUCAUCUGCAUACUACAUUGUCAAGCUUGAAAGGAAAUAUUGCAUAUUUAUGACGAAAACAAAACAACCGUAACUAAAUGAUCGAAAUCAAUUAAUAUCGAUAUACAACAAACAUUUACAAAGAUCACGUCGAAACCACAGCAGCAAACCGCAAAUAAAGGCACGCUUCGAGAUGCGUAUUAGUUUGCCCGCCGAUCUGCUGAGCACAGCAUUUGAGGCAAGAAUGGCUUUGCACGCACACAGCAUCAACACGGUGCGCUCGACCACCAGCUUGAGCAACAUGAUGAACAGCAACAGCAAUGAUCUGGCCAAUGGCAACAACGAUCGACGUCAUAUUGUUGACAUACUGGUUGGUGUUGUUGCAGUGCCGGUGCUAAUACUUUUCGCACUGCAGUUGGAAAAGAAUCUACAAAAUAUGACCAACAGUCCGUGGUUGGUAUUUGUGCUGGGCGUGGGCCUACUGAUGGUAAUCAUGAUCAUUAUCGGUUAUGUGACACAUCGUUUGAGCGUCUGCUGUUGGACGGGACCGAUCGAUGAGUUGGGCAAUCGCACGGAUGGACGCGGCAUGCCACAUAUCAACACACAAAAUGAUAUAUUGCGCAUCUUGGACAGCCUGCCGCCCAGUUAUGACACGGUGGUGAAGCAUGAAAUUCCGCCACCACCCUACGAUUGUGUCAUUGUCAAUAUGGAGCAGAGCAAGGAGCAACAAGCCCAACAGACUGUGAACACCGUUGCAACUACAAGCAACUCUGCCCCAGAGGCUGGUGCCAAACCGACAACAGCAACUAACGCGACUGUGCUACAUAUUUAAGUAGAGCUGGCAGUUCUCCAAGUUUUUUGAAAAAUAAGGCGCUCUUGCAGAACGGCUAGCAAUUAGCUUUAUGGAGAGAGAAAUCAAAGAGAUCGACACCUUUGCAGCAAAUUUGAAAUAAUAAGACAAUACUAAAGUAGUCAAUAAAUUUAAUAGAUAGGGGUCAAUCACCAGAAACAUAACGUGUACUGCCAGCAUGUUUUUCAAAUUUCCAAUUGAGCACUUUACAAUUCUUAAUGAAACGCUUUCUAUUACCGUUCAUUUGCGCAAAAGGCAGGCUUUGCAGAGGAUUCACAAACACACACACACGCUUUUCGGGCUGCUUGGUAGUCUUUUCUUAACUCGUAUUAAACUGUGGCCCUAAGAAUUCAAUAUUUUUCCAUCGCACAGAUUUUGAAGAAUCUGCAACUGAUGCGUAUUUAAACUGUACUUCGGACUUUAAACUUAGUUGAGCUAUGCAAUAUGAAAUAUUGCUAUAACUUUUAAUCAAAUACCUAUUUACAGUAUAAUAAAUAUAAGGUUAUAGUUUUUUUUAUACAAACUAAACUGGUUUUCAAAGAAAACUUACAGUUUAUAUUUUUCAUAAAGUUUUGUCUGAAAAUUUUUAAUUUACCACUUAACAAUAUUUUAAAACUUAAAUUAACAAAAAAAAAAACAUUAGGCUAAGUUCAUUGCGCUUCAUUGUAAAUAUCCCUCAACAGCAUCUAGUCGGAAGUACUACUUAUUUAUCUUUAAACCAUUUGCUAAUAAAUAAUUUUAAGCAACGAAAAGCAGCAUUUAAAAUGUAAUGAUGAUUUAUCAGCACAGAAGAUAUAGUAAAUAAGUAUAAGCUAGUUUGUAAAACGAUAAAAGUAUAAUGAGAAAUAUGCAUUAAGUGAAAAAAAUAAAAUAAAGCAAUCGAAAAUAUUCAGAAAUUAAAUAUCAAAAAAUA
Molecule: messenger RNA, 2285 nt
Organism: Bactrocera dorsalis (oriental fruit fly)
Lineage: Eukaryota; Metazoa; Arthropoda; Insecta; Diptera; Tephritidae
Exons: 3
Coding region: 716-1354 (212 amino acids)
Source: RefSeq, a predicted model, not a curated record